Sardina pilchardus (European sardine) is the source of this 2822-nucleotide messenger RNA. It is a transcript of the gene zfp64, whose product is annotated as zinc finger protein 64 homolog (mouse). The record is from RefSeq and is a predicted model, not a curated record. Bases 324 to 2369 code for a protein of 681 amino acids. Gene Ontology annotation, cellular component: nucleus. Gene Ontology annotation, molecular function: RNA polymerase II transcription regulatory region sequence-specific DNA binding; DNA-binding transcription factor activity, RNA polymerase II-specific. NCBI's taxonomy places the organism in Eukaryota, Metazoa, Chordata, Actinopteri, Clupeiformes, Clupeidae. Gene Ontology annotation, biological process: regulation of transcription by RNA polymerase II. The transcript has 6 exons.
UUUCCGGUAGCAGCCAUGUUUGUUUGACUGCCUUGUGGGUCAGUUGUAGUUGCUAGCCGUUAUGUUUGGGUGGCCACUACUCUUUUGAGGUGGGAAUCACAAUGGGCAGGGAGGCAAAUGGUAAAUGGUGAAAGAUGCUGCAUCCAGAAAGUCAUGAUGUGGUUGUCGCUGCUUACGUAACAUCUCACGUCCAAAUCUUGAGGUUAUGUAUAACAUGUAUCGAGUCAGGAAUAGCAGCUACCGGGGUAACAUUACGCUAACGUAAUAGCUUGCCAUUUUUUCAGCUAGCUACCUGACAGCUGGGAAAUUAGACAGCUUAUUAAAUGGCAUCAUUUAACGUUAACGCAGAAGGGGCACAUGUCCUUAACGUCCUGGCUGACGUUAGUCCAGAUAUCCAUAUUUGUGGCUUCUGUAAGCAGCAGUACAACAACUUUGAAGUAUUCCUUGCCCACAAGCAAAAUGGCUGCCAGAUUUCCUCCUCAAACAUAUCAGCCACAAGUGCUGGUACUUCGCUCACUGAGUCUGGCACAGAGUUGGUGUUUGAAGAGGCCUUCCAGGCGUGUGUGGCUAAAGUGGUGAAGAAGCCCCUUACUAAAGCCCAGAGGAGCCCCUCCAAGCGGAUCAAGCCUACUGGGCCCACAGUUAGGCGGAGCUGCUGUUUCUCAGGAUGUACGUUCAAAACUCAGUAUGGUCAAAAGGACAUGGAGAGGCAUCUCAAAACGCACACGGGUGAGAAGCCCUUCGAGUGUGAGCUGUGUCACAAGCGGUUCAGUCGGCGGGACAAGCUGAACAUGCACAGCCGCUCCCACACCGGCGAGCGGCCGCACAAGUGCAAGUACUGCGCGUACGCCGCCGCCGACAGCAGCAGCCUCAAAAAGCACCUGCGCAUCCAUUACGACGAGCGGCCUUUCAAGUGCCAGAUCUGCCCUUACGCCAGCCGCAAUUCCAGCCAGCUAACCGUGCAUCUGCGCUCACACACAGGUGAUUGCCCGUUCCAAUGCAACCAAUGCAAUGCCAAAUUCAAGAUCAACUCGGACCUGAAGCGCCACAUCCGCGUGCACUCUGGCGAAAAGCCCUACAAGUGUGACUUCUGCGACUACCGCUGUGCCAUGAAGGGCAACCUCAAGUCCCACGUGCAGAUCAAGCACGCCUCGCACAACUCCUUCCGCUGCCCCGACUGCGACUUCCAGUGUGCCAACAAGAGCGCCCUGCGGCAGCACUCCCGCGGCCACCAGCCGGCGCUGCCCAUGCAGUGCCCCAAGUGCAGCUACUCCUGCGCCAGCAAGGGGGCGCUGAAGAUCCACGAGCGCGUGCACUCGGACGAGCGGCCCUUCAAGUGCCAGGACUGCGGCUUCGCCUCCAAGCAGCGCAGCAACCUGCUCAUCCACCGCAAGAAGUGCCAUGCCGACAAGCCCGAGAAGAGCGCGGCCGAUAAGCGGGGGGCAGGGGCGGGUGCGGGCCGGGGGGCCAACGGCGAGACGGGCGGCGAAACGGCGGCCUCGAAGCCGGCGAGCUCGCGCUACCGCGCCCGGCUGGAGGCCACGCGGGCGUUCCGCUGCGGCGUGUGCGACGCCUCGUUCGUGCGGGAGGACUCGCUCCGCAGCCACCGGCGGCAGCAUCAGAACCUGCCGCACAGCGGCUUCCUCCAGCUGCCCACUCCCGUGACCGCCGUCUCCGGCCCGGCGGCGGCCCAGCAGCGAGGCCCGUCCGGCGGCUCCUCGAACUCGGCCCAGGACGGCCCGCUGCUCUCGUCCUACGCCGGCGCGCAGCUCAAGAUCAUCGUGACGCCGCAGCUGGGCCAGGAGGGGGCGCAAGCCCUGCUGAGCCCCGUGCAGGUGAGCCUGCUGCCCAUGCAGAGCCUGCAGCCGCCUGCGGAGGGCGCCCUGGCGCAGCAGACGGUCCUGCUCACCCACAUCGGCCCCGACGACGCCACGGGCGCCACGGGCCUGCCGCAGGCGCUGAGCGCGGCCGACGCGUCGCAGACGUUCAUCACCACCUGCUCCGACCUGGACGGGCUGACGGCGCUCAUUCAGGAGGGGGGCACCGAGGUGACCGUGGUGACAGACGCCGAGCCUCCCGGCAUGCCUUCGUCCUCCACAGAGUGCCUGGGCCCGUCGCUGGAGGUGGUCAGCGAAGUGUCCUCUCAGGGGGACGCCAAGGCCUCGGAGGCGGUCAUCCUGGGCGGCGACGCCCCCUGUGGGGACGGCAGCGGGUUGAUCAUGUCCAACAUCAGCGUGGGGCCUCACGGCACCUUGCUCCUCCACAACAUGCCCCUGAGCCUGGGCCCUCCGGAGAGAGCCACCCCGCUAGAGCCCCUGUCCCCGCACAACAUCUUCUCAGACACACACCCGGGGGACCCGGAAGACUGACACCGACCGCACUCACACCUCCAUUGCCUAUCUCUGGGAUCUCAGUAUUAACUGUUCAGAAAUGCUCGAAAAAAACUCACAAGCUGUGUGGUCCAGGCUUCACCUAGGUGACAAUUUUUUUAUGAUUUUAUUUUAUUUUAUUUAUAUUAAUAGGAUAUUUUGGAAUGCAGCAUGUCUGGUAGGGAUGAAUGUCUGGUUCACUCCUUGGUAACAGUAGAAUCAUAUCUUUAGUUCGGUAGGCUGGUACCUUGCUAGAUUAGGAAUGCAACAUGAUGACAUCGAUGUGAUGUGAAUAUUUCUUGCUUUGACAAGCGUUUCAUGAGCGUCAAUACAGUCAACCUCUUGUCUUUGGCUCCAGAGUGUUGUUGGAGUGGACCAUGAAUUUCUCUGGAACGAUGAAAUAAUAAAUAAUCUAUUGUCUGAACAGAAAGUCAAGCCUACCUCUACAUUUCA